Anolis carolinensis (green anole) is the source of this 968-nucleotide messenger RNA. RefSeq names its product baculoviral IAP repeat-containing protein 5.1. Bases 85 to 705 code for a protein of 206 amino acids. The transcript is spliced from 4 exons. The record is from RefSeq and is a predicted model, not a curated record. NCBI's taxonomy places the organism in Eukaryota, Metazoa, Chordata, Lepidosauria, Squamata, Anolidae.
GCUCACAAAUUAACUUAAACACAAAGAGAGAAACCACACAAUAUCAGUGUAGAGAAAGAAGAGGACUAAACCGACUUCUUAAAAAUGGAGGCAACCCUCAAAGACAUCCAUGCAACUACCAACAACCUCUUUGAUUUUAGGGAUAUGUAUGAAUAUGAAAACCGCUUGAAAACCUUUACUCAGUGGCCUUUUAAGGAGAACUGCAAAUGUACUCCUGAAAAUAUGGCCAGUGCUGGUUUUAUCCAAUGUCCAAAUGAACCUGAUGUAGUGAAGUGUUUCUUUUGCUUGAUAGAGCUGGAGGGCUGGGAGCCCGAUGAUGACCCCUGGCUGGAACACACUAAACGCAGCAAGGACUCUUGUGGAUUUUUGUCCCUUUCUAAGAAUUUUGAUGACCUAACAGUGGACGAAUACUAUGAAAAAGAGAUGGAGCGAGUCAGGGUUUUCCUUUGCAAAACUGGCAGAAGUGUAAUACAUGCCUUUGAAAAAGAAGUGGCCUUAACUAGGAAGCGCCUUGUGGAUCAUUUCAUAAAUAAAUACCAAUUUACCCCAGACUGGGAAAAGUCACCCCAGACCUUCCUACCAGGCAUAGAUUCUGCUGCGAAAGAACAUGGUGUGUUCAUGGCUGAACAGAAGACAAUAUGUCAGAAUGGAGAAAGCAAGCCUGCUCUGCUAACAAGCACGGUCGAUGGAAAUAUAGGCCUGUGACAAGGGCAUGAGCUGUGGCAUUGCCCAGAAGCUCUAAAAGGCACAAUUUGGUAAUGUGGGCUGGUAGAUUAGGAGAGAGAAGGGGAGAGGAUGUGUCUCUGCUCCUGGAAUUGUUUUAUGCAUGCAUAAUGCCUAUUAUACAUGAAACCAGGAGUGGCUAAGGGGAGAAAAUAUUGGCCUUACGAAACCUAUUGAAUCAAAAUGUUGUGCAGGAGAGACACAAGGAAGGCAUCUUUUUUUUUUUUAAUAAAGAAUUUUCAAUA